Molecule: messenger RNA, 1386 nt
Organism: Prorocentrum cordatum
Lineage: Eukaryota; Dinophyceae; Prorocentrales; Prorocentraceae
Source: the annotation of a GenBank genome assembly
UCCUCCUCCUCCUCCUUCCUCCUCCUCCUCCUCCUCCUCCUCCUCCUCCUCCUCCUCCUCCUCCUCUCCGUAGCCAUUUUGGCUCAAGGUUUUGGUUUCCCCUGGGAACAAAGUGGAUACCGCUAGUCCGCGGCCAGCUUUCGACAUUCGCCUGGUUCGCCCCAGGCAGAGCGCCGUGCGGUCCGCCCCGCACGGCCCAGCCCCACCACGGCCCUGUUGCUUUGCCUCGCGUGGCUCCUUGCCGCGUGCUCUUCCGACCUGCCAUGGCGCCCAGGUCGCGCAGCACAGAGGCUGGCCCAUGGUACUGCAAAUGGUGCAAGCAUGAGCCUACGGCAACGAGUUGGAUCAACCGUGGUGAUCAGAAGUGGUGCGGGAAGUGCGGCAUUCCGAAAGGCUCCGCCUUUCACGGGGUGCCCCCGCCCAAAGUUCCAGUGCAGCGCUCUCAUGAAUUGGUCACAAAGCGGGAGAAGCUUCUCGCUAAACAGUUGGAGGAGUUGCAGCAGCGCAUGCAGAAGCUGGUUGGAAGUCACAAUGGUACGGAGUUGGAGUCCAAGGAGCCCGCCAUUCCUCCCUGGGCUAAAGGCACUGGAGUGGCGGUCAAGCGUGAGCGUCUCGCCAAGCUUGGUAGCCUCCUCAAGAUCCUGUCGGGGCCUGAAGAUGCCGAGCAGCGUGCGGUGUAUGAGGCCGAGAAGCAGCGACUGCAGGCCGAGCUCCAGGCUGAUAAACCGAUCGAGGCCAAUCUGCAGGGGCUCACCAGCCAGCUCAAGACCGCUCGCACGAAGCUAUCCAGUAUUGCUGUCAAAAAAGAGGCUGCUCGAGCUACGCUGGAGAAGGCCAAGCUGGCCCUGGCGCAGGUCGAGCAGGAUGAGCAUGAUGCUAACAAACAUAUCCUGGAGCUCGAGGAGAGGUUGCGCCACGUGGUCGGUCCCGCGGUGCAGUUCGAUGACAAGUCACCAUCCCUCUCCACAUUCUUACCAGGCAUGGAGGCCACGGUGGAGCAGUUUGACGCCGUGGUCCGCGCGCUGGGCGGCUCGGAGCGUUUCAGUGCCGACCUCAUCGCCAUGCGCGCUCUGGUGCAGAAGCUCAAGGAAGCCCCAGAGGCGGCAGUCGCGCCCGAGCCGCCUCAGCACGAAACUCAGUCCACUCCUCCUGAGGCUCGAGAGUCCAUGGAUAUCGACGACGCUGAAGAUCAGGAUCGUGCUAAUGCUCAUGUCGAUAGCUUGGACGGUCGCACUUGCCGUGAACAUCUCAAAGAAUGUGGCAUCGACGUCGACGUGGGCGGGGAUGAUGAGGAGAUUGACGAUACAAAGGAGCGUGAGUUACGGGACAAGCUCAAGCGUCACUUGGCCCAAGUUCACAUGCUCACCAAGAAGUUCAAGACCAGUG